Messenger RNA from Solanum verrucosum, 556 nucleotides. RefSeq lists its product as uncharacterized. NCBI's taxonomy places the organism in Eukaryota, Viridiplantae, Streptophyta, Magnoliopsida, Solanales, Solanaceae. The record is from RefSeq and is a predicted model, not a curated record.
AUGUAUCCUGGCCCAUUCAUGUCUGUGGACCCAAAGGCCCGAAUAAAUUGCCACACAGCGAAGCGGGUCAGGGUCGGGUCUCGAGCUGUUUCAAUGGAAAAGGACGACGGGAGGAGAGAAGCUGCGAUAGGAUCAGCACCAUCUCUACAACCCAAUUUCACCAAUAAAAAUGGUGUCAACAAUGCUCAAAUUUCCAAAUUUCAAGAGUUGCACAGAAGACGCUUAAAAAUAAAAGCAAAAUCUAAGGUCAAGGAUAAAUCAAAAGGAACUCUUGUCUCCACUAAAAAGUAUAAUGGUGAAGAUGUCAAUGCUAAAUGCAAGGAGAUCACAGAUGAAAACUCAAUAGAAACAGCUAAAGAUCCGAGAAUUACUUUGUCAAUAAGCAGUACAGCAGACCUUUCAUCCUCUCAAGAAGACAACACACUGUCAAGAAAGCAGCAGAAGUUGCAUUGGGGGCUCGACACCAAGGAGAGAUGGGAAAGGAAAUCCAAUAUGUAGAGAUAUCAGCAUCUGAAUAUGGAAUGCUGCUAUCUUGCUAGACAUCUCCAAGGAAGGC